Messenger RNA from Penaeus vannamei (Pacific white shrimp), 1212 nucleotides. Lineage: Eukaryota; Metazoa; Arthropoda; Malacostraca; Decapoda; Penaeidae. The record is from RefSeq and is a predicted model, not a curated record.
AUGCCGUCGUGAGUAUUCUGAACAGCACGUCGGCGAAGAGCAUGCUGAGGGACGCCAUGGCAAACUUCAAACGCAAAGGAGGUCAGAACAUCGUCAGUUUCCUGGAAUCCAUCAUCAACGGACAAGGAGACGUCGACCUCCAAGCCAACACCACAGCCGGCGCAGAAGGCGACGACGAAGACGACGAAUUGAACUUUUUCGACGUCUUCGGUGAUGUGGGAGAUUCCCAGUCAGAUCCCAAGGAGGAAGAAGAUGCAGGCGAGGUUAUGGAAGGGCUGAGUUUCUUGGAAAUCUUUGGCUUCGCUGACGAAACUGCGGAAGUCGCCGAAGUUCUGGAGCUUCAGACGGACGACGGCGCGUCUGAGACCGUUUCGACGAGUAUCUUGCUUGAAGUACUCCGCAAUGAAGACUUCACGACACCGACUAACGUUUUCUCCUUGGAAAACGUUACGAGCGAGAAAACGAUGGAAGAAAACGCUCAGAUAACAGAGGGCGCUAGCUAUGAGCUCCAAGAGAACGCCACUACAAUGGUUUCGCUCGUAGAGGCUCUCGCGGAAGGCAACAUCACUUCGACGAGACCUACGAAGUUAGUGACACCUUCUUCAGCAGUAACUGAACCAGAGGACGUACAGACAUCUUCAACAAACGCAUCUCUACUGAACGGACAGAAAGUUAUGAGAAAGAAGCGAAGCGAGUUCACUGAUGUGAUGCGUCGCUAUAAUGAGAUUCUAGAAUCUUUCACUCUCGAACAACUCUCUCGCCACGGCCUCGCCAUCAGGGAGACGCUCCUGCUCCUGAAAGAGUUGGUUUUAUCCAGCCGGCGAAGAAACAUCAGAGGUGCAGCCAAGAAGAUCCCCACCCUGGCAGGAACGAGGCGCGAGAAGGGCAAGUGUCGAGUGUUCAAUCUGUCCUGCACGGAGCUCCCCCCCCUCAACGCGUGCAGGGGGGUGUCCCUCGGCGGCUGUCUCUCACGCAGUAAAUUGUACCUGUUCAUGAUGCCACGAUAUAUGUUGGCCGUGUACAUUUUGUCGGUGGCCGUUCUCUCCAUCGGGUCCAUGGUGACUGCGUUCGAAAUCUACAGGAACGUGACCAACCGGCGCAUAAACCCGGUCGUACAGGAGAACGCGGUCGAAGGAGGCACGGAGAUGACGCCCAACAACAACCCUAUGAACGGGAACUAAGGCUGGUCGGGUUCCUUUGGCAGGGGAAAGG